AUGCCGCCGCCGUCGCCCUUGGCCACCUCCUCCCCCACCAGCGCACCGCCACGCCGCAUUCCCUCCCGCCGCGUCUCGGCCCUCGUCUCGCACUUCGAGGCGGCCGCAUCGCCAGCCGCUCCCGCCUCGGCCGCCUCCACAUCGCCGCCAGCCGUCGUGCGGCCAACGAGCUCGACGAGCAAGGCGAGCAGGACUCGCUCGGAGGACUGCGGCGGGCGAGAAGAGCAGAGCGCGAUGCGGCCGCUCGGCGACCCGAUGAGGCCGGUGGGCCAAAGACGAGACGCGUCGCCGGGAGCGGGCGCGAGCGUCGUCGUCGUCGGCGAUGUCGGAACGAUGGACUGGGCGCCCGUGUCGCCUCCGACCGCCGCCGCCGCCGCCGCCGCGCUCUCGUCUGUCGACUCGCCUUUCGUGAGGGCGAGCCUACCGGCCCUGUCAGCCGGCGGCAAGGCGGUCCCGGCGCCAGUCGUCGUCGUCCCCGCGUCGGUCUCGCCGGCUCGAGACGGUCGGCCGACCCUCACGGUCGCGCGCCAUGCGCUCUCGUUCCCGGUCGUCCCGGCCGCGACGGGUCAGGUAGUCGUCGAUGGGCGUUCUGCGCACGGCGGCGCAGCGGGAGCAGCUCAAGUUGGCCCUCGCCGCGACUCGUCCUCCUCGUCAUCUGGCAACGCCGAGCCGCCCUCGCCCUCCUCGCCCUCCUCGCCCACCUCCGACGCACCACCACUUCGCUACAAGAGCGUCUCUACUCGGCCGACCCUCGAGCCACGUCGCUCGUCCGUCACCUGGGCAGAGCUCAUCCAGCCCGAGCGCGACUCGAUCGACCUCGGCGACGACUCGGCGUCCAUCCUGUCUUCCCUCUCGGCCGCACCCCUCAUCCCGCAUUCAGCGCCGCCGGCCCGACCGCCCCACCCUCGAGCUGCGCCAAAGCCGCGCUCUGUCGACGCGCCGCCGACCGCCUCAUCCUCCCGCUUCACCAUCACCUCGACCAGCACCGCCUCGACACGCCGCGUGUACGCCUACGAGCUUUUCGCUCGCGGCGCCGAGACGCUCGUCCUGCCCGAGCUCGACGCCGUCAUCGAGUCGCUCGGCGGCGCGGCGCACUUCUCCUCCAUGCCCGGUCCGAGCGGCGGGCGCCGACGGCGCGAGGAGGUGAGCGGCAAGGGCGAGGCAUGGGAGCUCGAGACGCUCGAGCAGAGCGAGGGAGGCAGGGCGGAAAAGGUGUUCGGGAGCGAGCUCGAGCGCGAGGGGUGGGACAAGUGGGUGCGGGGCGAGCAGCCGAGCAGGUGGCGCCGCCUCGUCGCGUCCGCGGAGCAUGCCCUGUUGGCGCUCUUGACGCGUCGCCGCCUCGACGGGCAAGACGAGCCCGACACGCACGCCGUCGCCGCUCGAGCCGCCGGCAUGUCGCGCGACCAGUACAUUCGGUCGCUCAAGUUCCCGCCCUUUCACCUCCUCCCGCCCAAGCUCACCGUCACCGACCUCAAGGCCAACCGGCGCGCACCGCCGCCGCUCAUCGGCGUCCAGGGCCUGCUCGGCGCGGCGAGCAACGGCCUCCUCGGCGCGGCGAGUAGCUCGAUGGGCCUCAAGUUGACCUCGGUCGAGGGUCUGCGGGACCUCAUGCAGAUGGUCACCCUUCUCGUCACGGCCGGCUCGCCCUCAAUACUCACCCACACGUCGACAUCUACCGGUAACGAGACCCUGCGCACCCUGUUCGUCAAGAUCCCGUCGGUCCUGUCGCUCGAGUUCGUCAGCGCUUUCGGCCAGCCGUUCGCCCUCCUCCUCGCCUUCACCCUCGUCACCCUGUUCGCCCUGUACGAGUUCUAUCGUCUCUCCGGCGGCUGGCACGGCCCGGCGGGCAAGCUCGGCCGCGGCGAGCUCGACCUCGGCGAGGGGUACGAGCGCGAGGACCUCGAGGAGCGCCGGCGCAAGUGGCGCGACUCGUACACGUGGCGCGUCGCCGUCACCUUCUGGUGCAGCAGCCUGUUCCUGCCGCUGUCCAAGCUCGCGAUCGGCGCCGUCACCUGGACCGACGACUUCUGGGUCGUCGAGAACCCGUACGACGCGCUCGGCGUCGACGGCCCUGCACCUGCGCCACUCGGACCCGCCGACAUGUACUACGCGCCGAUGGACUUCUGCUGGCGCACGACGAUGCGCCGUCGAGACGGCGCGCGCAACAUCAACGCGGCGUACGCGCUCGUGCCCCUCGCCGUCGUCGUCCUCGUGCUCCUCGCCCUGUGGUUCCCGUGGCGCAUGUGGCAGCUCGUCCGGCGCGAGGCGCCCUUCUUGUACCGCGAUUAUCGCCGCAAGUGGGCUGCAUUUCGGUCGAUCUACCUCAUCUUCAAGCUCGUCAACGUCAUACUCGUCGUCCUCAUCCAGAAGAACAACUGUCUGUUCCGCGAGUACGGCGAGACCUACCUGUCGGUCGUGCGGCAGGGCUGCGUGCUCGGCUUGGUCGCACUCUUCUGCAUCGCAUCCGCCAUCUCGUCGCCUUACCUCACCCGCAUCUCGAACUCGUCCGACAUCGUCAGCCGUAUCGGCUAUGUCUUCCUGGCGCUCCUCGGCCUCCUCUCGGCGCUCUCGGCGCCGGGCACGGACCCUGCCGUGAUCGCGGUGAACGUCGUCGUCUACAGCCUCAACAUCUACUUCACCCUCAUCGGGCUCGGCCUGUCGCAGCGUCUCGUCAAGAAGGCUCGCCGCCGACUCGACUCGUCCAUCGACCUCUUCUCGCCGUCGCUCGACGUCAGCAAACACAUCGUGCGUCGAGUUUGGCAAGAAUCGGUCGCAGCGCUCCUCUUGUGCUCGCCCGAGUUCGCCAUGCCGUCGUCGUCGAGACUCGACUUCUCGCAGGACCCACAGUUGCCGCCGUACCUGUUGCACUUUGGCGGCUCGGUCGCCGAGCGCUUGAUCGAGAACCUCAAGAUUCUUCGCGAGAUCGGCUUAGACGCCUACGCCGACGCCGAGUCGUGCCCGAGUGCCAAGAUCAUCCGCCUGCGCCGUCAACUCGAGCUCCAUCAAGCGGGUCCAGACGUCUACUUCCGGCCCGAGGACUCGCCUCUACCUGUCUCGAGCUAUUUUGGCCGCCUCGACAUUGUCCCGUUCCCCUUCGUCGCCGUCUUUCGGUACGACCAAGAGCCGACUCGCCCCCUGCACCUCGUUCAGCUCGAGGACCUCGAGCUCCUCAUCGAGCAGAACGGCCGACCUGACGUCGUCGCGGCGCGCCGAGUGCGUCUCGCCUUGCGAGCUCUCGAGAACCAGAUCGUGUUCGCGCCGCACGUUGUCGUCACGCGCGUCGGCGCAACCGGCCACACCGUCGUCGAGCGGCACGUCUCGUUCCGCAUGGCCGCCGUCCGCCUCAAGCGCAACUCGACGUUCGCCUGGCGAGGCUACCAGUUCGCGAGCGGGUUCGAGGUCUCGCUCGAGUACGCCGACGGCGAGGGCAGCAGCGGCGACGGGCGUUCGGUCCAAGGACAGCGUCUGGUCCUCACCGGUCCUCAAGCCGGCGUGUCCGACGACUUCCAGCUCACGCACGAGCUCGCGUUGCUCCUGCGACGCAAUCGCGUUCUCGUCGAGCAGCGCCUUCCCGUCGUUGAGCGCUCCCUCAUCGACCAUCGCGACUACUUUCGCCGCGAGGCGGACCUCAAGCGGCGCACCCUGUCGUACUCGUUCCUCCUCAAGGUCUUCGCCGACGACCGCCUAUCCUUAGACGAGCUCGACGCCGUCCUGCGCUCGAGCGAGCAGAACCCGUCGGUGCAGCAGCUCGCCCGCUCGCACAAGGCGUCGACGACGAGACUCGAGCAGCGCAUGCGCGCCGUCUCGGACGACAAGGUCCGGGCCUGGUGGUACCUCGUGUGGGACGACCUGUGGAGGAGGAACCACGACAUCGGCUUGCCCGACGAGGCGUUCUGCCCGCACUACUCGUCGUCAGUCUGCUAUCGGCCGCUCGCGCGCGCACAGCUCGAAAAGUUCCUGGGCGUUCACGGCCUCGCGGGCUUCUUCCACUCUGGCUUUCUCAACAAACUCUACUUCCACCUCGAGGAGCAGGUCUUCUCGUCGACCUCGCGCGCCAUCCCCAUCCACCUCUCCUCCUCGCCCAACCGCAUUCCCUUCGACGACCUCGCUCACUCCGUCCCUCACCACCACUCUUCAAUGCCGACCGACCGCCGUGACGCCUCGACAGGCUCGGCGCUCACUGCCUCAACGGGCUACACCGGCGGCGGCACCUCGGAGGACGACCCGUCUGUCCGUCACCGCGCCGCGUUCCUGUUCGAGGAGGCGUACGAGCAGCCGUCACCGCGCUUCCGAGCGGGCUCGAGGGCCAAGUGGGCGAGGUUUCAGGUCGAGGUCCGUGCGGCAGGCUGGGCGAUGAGAUUCUUUGGGCUCGAGCCGGUCGUGCGGGACUGGCGGCCGAGCGAGGACGAGGGCAUCGUGCUCAACUUGCGGCGGGGCAGAAGAGGGUGGGAGGUGCCGAGGGCGAGCAAGGGCGUUGUAACCGAGGCAGUGUGAAACUCGAAGAGCAGAUCUCCUCUC
This is a messenger RNA of Rhodotorula graminis WP1, 4518 nucleotides long. RefSeq lists its product as uncharacterized. NCBI's taxonomy places the organism in Eukaryota, Fungi, Basidiomycota, Microbotryomycetes, Sporidiobolales, Sporidiobolaceae. Bases 1 to 4494 code for a protein of 1497 amino acids. The transcript is spliced from 10 exons. The record is from RefSeq and is a predicted model, not a curated record.